AUGAAUUUCCACUUAGAUUCAAAAGUCCGGUUAGUCUAUCCAAUCCAAGGCUUUCUUAAAGAAAACAAUUCUGACUCAACAAAACCGACGAUGAGAUGGUCCUUUGGAGAAUUUGUGGAUGGUGCCAUGUGUAGCAUUUCUUUAAAUCCAGUAAAAGCGGCAAAAUACGCUCAUCUUAAACAACAAGUGAAUCAAUGGAAUGUUUUUGUGUCACAUUUUCAGUGGUGCAUUGAAGAGAAUCUUAAAAUGGAUGAAAAUAAUGAGUUAGAAACGUUCAAAAAGUCUAAUACUGCAACAUCAGUCGAAUUAAGAGGCAUCAAAACUAUUUGCACACAAUGGGCACCAAAAAUUGAAGAUAUAAUGCCCAUCAUUUCACAUAUAGUUGAAUUUACCCUCAACCAUCAUCUUCAAUAUUUAGAAAUUACUCCGUUCGUCAACUAUGACGCCAGUGUUUGGAAAUUGAAUUGUCGAAUAAAAAAAAUAGUGAUAAUCCCCUUUCCUCAUAUAUUUUGCCUUCUCGUAGAAUGUAUUUUAAUGUAUAUUCAUUUGAAUGUACCUUUGGGCGAGGGGCGGUCUUCAAUUCAACCAAAAUAUGCUUCAGUAAACCCAGAAGUCAAUGCAACACAUGAAUUCAACAAUAGUGGAGAAAUGUUUUGCUCACCACAUAUCUCCCAUUAA
Messenger RNA from Echinococcus granulosus, 678 nucleotides. RefSeq lists its product as hypothetical. The record is from RefSeq and is a predicted model, not a curated record. The transcript is spliced from 6 exons. NCBI's taxonomy places the organism in Eukaryota, Metazoa, Platyhelminthes, Cestoda, Cyclophyllidea, Taeniidae. The coding region runs from base 1 to 678 and encodes 225 amino acids.